Messenger RNA from Anoplopoma fimbria (sablefish), 4204 nucleotides. It is a transcript of the gene iqsec2b, whose product is annotated as IQ motif and Sec7 domain ArfGEF 2b. Lineage: Eukaryota; Metazoa; Chordata; Actinopteri; Perciformes; Anoplopomatidae. Gene Ontology annotation, molecular function: guanyl-nucleotide exchange factor activity; protein binding. Gene Ontology annotation, biological process: regulation of ARF protein signal transduction; actin cytoskeleton organization. The record is from RefSeq and is a predicted model, not a curated record.
UGUAGUCAGUUAAUGUUGUCAGAUCUCUGGUGGCUUUGGCACCGCUGAAACAAUAGGAAUUAACAAGUGAUACAAGUUCAACAUGAGUUUCUCCAAGAGAUGGUUAUCUCCUCGCUGCUCUAAACUUUACAUUGUGGAAGGGGACUCCCAGUGUCCAGAGACCAGCAGUCACAAAGACAGCCCAUUCAGACAGACACCUUACCUGCGCGGCUCAGAGCGCUACACUGACAGCAGCACCGGCAGCGCACCCACCGGAUCCAGGGACCCUUCAUGCGUGUCUGCCUCCAGUUCAGCCAGCUUGGCCUGGGCACUGCGAACACGCCACCAACCUGCUAGUCUGGCCCUCCGCAAGCAAGAGGAAGAGGAGAACAAGAGAUGCAAGGCCCUUUCAGACAGCUACGAGCUCUCCACGGAUCUGCAGGAUAAGAAGGUGGAGAUGCUGGAGAGAAAGUAUGGCGGCUCCUUUGUAAGUCGCAGAGCAGCGAGGACCAUUCAGACGGCCUUCAGACAGUAUCGCAUGAACAAGAACUUUGAGCGGCUCAGAAGCUCCGCGUCAGAGAGCCGCAUGACACGCCGCAUCAUCCUUUCCAACAUGAGACUGCAGUAUUCAUUUGAUGAUCGAAAUCCUCAGCAGCAGGCCCAGACGCAGACCAACUUCACCCACAAUGUGGCCAUAGGGCCUCCUCAUUCCCCCGACCCGGACCGACCGGGAGACUACACCCACUUAGAGGACUCCUUCUCCAAACAGGUCAAGUCCUUAGCUGACUCCAUAGACGAUGCCCUCACCUGCCGCGCGGGUCGCGAUGACUCCCAGGAGGGCAGCAGGGAGGGUGGAGGCCUUAGUGAAGACUUUGGGGAGUGCGUGUGGAGCAGCAGCAGCAACCCCUCCUCCCAAAGAGGUUUAGGAGAGCGAGCCAGGGGAGCUGGAGGAGGACUCAGUAUGCACGGCGACAGCACCGCCACCUCCUACAGCGACGUCACCCUUUACAUGGACGAUGGCAUGCCGUCGUCCCCGCUGUCCCUGGACCGGGCGCCCAGCAGCACUGACACAGAGUACUGGGGCCCCGGUGGUGGUGUCGGAGGGCGUGAGGACAGCAGGGACACCGAGGGAGGGGGCAGCAGUAACAGUCGUCGCAGCACCCCGUGUACUGAGUGCAGGGACUAUCGUCUGAGGGGCGCACAUCUGCCCCUCCUCACUAUUGAGCCGCCUAGUGACAGCUCUGUGGACAUGAGUGACCGCUCAGAUCGUGGCUCUCUGAACAGACAGCUGGUCUACGAGCAGGAGACCGGGGUCGGGGCUUGCUCCCCUCAGGGAACCCUCAAACACUCCCCCAACACCGGCACCCGCCCUUCCUCCCAAGCGGCUGCCCAGGGUCAGACCCGGCCCCCGCAGACCCAUACCCACACACAUCCCUCACCAAGUGGCGGCACACCACCACCAUCACCACCACCCUAUCCACCACCACCAGUACCCCGACACGCCGUCGUCGUCGUCCCUCCCCCAGCAGCCCCCCACCACCCCUCUGUCCUCCUCCUCCUCCACGGCUCUGCCCCCGGUGUUCUGGAGCAGCCGUGCUGCUCGGACGGAGACAACGACUCGCUCAAUUCCACCACCAACUCCAACGAGACGGUCAACUGCAGCUCCGGCUCCUCUUCUCAGGACAGCCUGCGGGAGCCUCUGCCACCUCUGGGAAAGCAGACCUACCAGAGAGAAAGCCGCCACAGCUGGGACUCCCCGCCCUUCAACAGCGACGUGGUGCAGAGACGCCAGUACCGCAUAGGUCUCAACCUCUUCAACAAGAAGCCAGAGAAAGGGAUCCAGUACCUGAUAGAGAGAGGUUUCGUAUCCGACACUCCGGUUGGGAUUGCUCGCUUCAUCCUGGAGAGGAAGGGCCUCAGCAGGCAGAUGAUUGGAGAGUUCCUGGGAUGCCGACAGAAACAAUUCAACAAAGAUGUUUUAGACUGUGUGGUCGACGAGAUGGACUUCUCAGGAAUGGACCUGGAUGAUGCUCUCAGGAAAUUCCAGGCUCAGAUCAAAGUUCAAGGAGAAGCCCAGAAAGUGGAGCGGCUCAUAGAAGCUUUUAGCCAGAGAUACUGUGUCUGUAAUCCAACGCUGGUUCGGCAAUUCCAGAACCCAGACACCAUCUUCAUCUUAGCCUUCGCCAUCAUCCUCCUCAACACAGAUAUGUACAGUCCCAACGUCAAAGCUGAGAGGAAGAUGAAGCUAGAGGAUUUCAUCAAGAAUUUGAGAGGCGUAGACAAUGGCCAGGAUAUACCCAGGGACCUGCUGGUUGGGAUCUAUCAGCGGAUACAGAAGUGGGAGCUGCGGACCAACGAUGACCACGUGUCCCAAGUGCAAGCAGUGGAGAGAGUCAUUGUGGGCAAGAAGCCUGUGCUGUCCCUUCCACAUCGCAGACUGGUGUGUUGCUGCCAACUCUACGAGGUCCCUGACCCCAACAGACCGCAGAGGACCGGGGUGCACCAACGGGAGGUUUUCCUCUUUAACGACCUUCUUGUGGUGACCAAAAUAUUCCAGAAGAAGAAAACCUCAGUGACUUAUAGUUUCAGACAAUCUUUCCCUUUGGUUGAGAUGCAAGUGCACAUGUUCCAGAACUCAUACUACCCACAUGGUAUCCGCCUGACCUCAGCAGCCCUGGGUGGAGAGAGGAAGGUUCUUAUCAUCUUUAUGGCACCCAGUCAGCAAGAUCGCACCCGCUUUGUUAGCGACCUCAGGGAGAGUAUUGCUGAAGUGCAAGAGAUGGAGAAAUACAGAGUGGAAUCGGAGCUGGAGAAACAGAAAGGUGUGAUGCGGCCCAGCUUGCUCACUGGAGGUGUUGUUGGAGGCGUAGGUGUGAAGGGCGAUGUGGUGAAUGGCACUCUGGGAAGGACAAGUUUUGAUGACAACUGCUCAGUGGGUGAGGGUCUCAAACGCACGGCUCUCAGCUCGUCUCUCAGGGACCUGUCUGAUGCAGGGAAACGUGGUCGCAGGAACAGUGUUGGUUCUCUGGACAGUACCAUGGAAGGCUCCAUCAUUAGCAGCCCACAGCCUCACCAGCGCUACACGGUGGCAGGCGUGGUGCCCGGCUGCUACGCAACAGAAGACUUCCGGCCUCACCGCCCCAUCCUGAGCCCCGGAUCGGGGGUGGGGGGUGGGCCGGGGCAGCAACAUACCACUGCUGGGACAGGAGUUGGGGGAGUCUCCAGCAGUGUAGAGAGAGCAGGAGCAGGGAGCGGCCCUGGGGGGAGCAGCAGCAGCAACAACAACAGCGGCUCCUUCCUGGGGUCUCUUUUCGGCAGCAAACGUGCCAAACCACCAGGGCCCCUUAUUCCACCGGGGCCACCAUACCCCGCACCUGUACCCCCACCGACUACGGGAGGACCCCCUCCUCACUCCCCUUCAUCGCUUUGCCAGCUGGACGGGGGUCCUUCCAAGAUCCAGGCGCUGCACGCACAGUACUGUCAUGUGAGCGCCGUGCAGCCCCCGCCACCUUACUACCAUCACCAUCGCUACCAUGUCCAAACUGUCCCUCCACCUUUGCAAGGGGUGCCCCCUCAUUCUUUACAGAGAGGCCCUCUACCCUGUCGUCAACCGCUUGGCCCCCGCACGUCCAGCACCCGCAGCUGGCCCAUCUCUCCCAGCUCUCCCAGCAUGGGCUUCCGGUUCGCUACGCCAACAUGGUGGUGGGAUGUCCCCCCCCUUUCUCCUCUCUCCCAACAUUCCCAGAACCCGCAGUUCGCCCUGUACCACGCGCAGCCUACACACUCUAUCAGAGGGGGCGCCGUCCCUGGCACCAAACUUCCUUUAACCCUGUCCCACUCCCACCCGCACCCACACGCACACUCCCAAACCCACCCCGGACACGUGCACACACCACACCCAGCCAACCACACCACCCAUCAAACACACUUCAUAUUCGGCACUCUGCCCCACAACCUGCCGUCCGCCUCCGUCAAUGCGCAUCACGCAUCAGCCGGCGCCCGUAUCUGCCCCAGUACCCUCCUCUCUCUUCCAUCCCGCCUCCCCCACCACAUUCCCCUUUACCCCCCCUUCGUCCCCCCUUACCCCCUCUUACACCUCUCUCCCCUCUCCCCCCAGCACCCCGGGCAGCCUCAGCAGGGGCCGCAGGUGACGGGGGCUGGAGCGACAGGUACAGGGGGCAGCUCCAAGUCCAAGCCUAUCAACCGGAUAAGUACCGUGGUGUGA